AUGGCAGCCCCCAUAGCCCAAAUAUCCAUUGAAGUAAUAAUGGCCUCAAAUUCGGGAUAUCGAGCUGUUCACAGAAAAAUUAGGGAGCUGCAUGGGUUGAAGGUUCCUAGAGACCUAGUGUAUGAUAUGAUGGAGUCUAUCGAUCCUGAUGGAUUAAGGAGGAGAUCUUGUGUUGGAAAGAGAAAGCAUAAAGAAGGAAACCCAAAAUUUAAAGCUGAAGGUUCAGAUUUCACAUUAUUAUUGGACGGUCACGACAAACUAUGUGAUUAUCAAAAAUCAACCUUUCCCUUGUGUGUAUAUGGUGCACAAGACACAUACAGUGAGCUUCCUGUGAGGAUUCGUGUUGAUAGGGGUACAGAAACAGAUGUUAUGACAUGGCAUUGUUAUUUACUAAAUAAAUGUACUGAACAUGAAGAUCCAACCAACAAUAUUGUGUAUGGGCCAUCUACCCAAAAUAAGAUUGAACGUUGGUGGCGUGAAUUGCAUCAUAGAUUGGAGAUAUAUUUUAAAGAACAAUUACAUCAGCUCCUAGAAAGUGGCUCCUAUGAUCCUGGAAAUGAAGUUGACAGGAAACUUCUAUCAUUUGUUUUUAUUCCUGUAAUUCAGAAAGAGCUUGACAUCUUUCGUCAAACAGUUAUGAAUAACCACAGAGGAAGAAAAAAUAGAAACAAGGAUCUGCCUUGUGGAAUUCCAGAACACAUUUAUUUAUACCCAGAACAAUAUGGAGGACAAAAGUGUCACAUUGAGUUGUCAGAUGAUUUGCUUCUUGAGGCACUUAAACUGUCAGAACUUACAGAUGCGGAGGAAGUUGUUGAUUAUAUCACCAAGGAUUUUCGAGCUCGGUGUGAGCUUGUGUUAAACAUUACACAGGUGGAAGCUAAUGAGGCUUCACAAGCAUUUCUGUAUUUGAAACAAAUUUUUAAUAUAAUAUCAAUGUCCUCUAUUGUUUAA
Lottia gigantea (owl limpet) is the source of this 951-nucleotide messenger RNA. RefSeq lists its product as hypothetical. Lineage: Eukaryota; Metazoa; Mollusca; Gastropoda; Lottiidae. Bases 1 to 951 code for a protein of 316 amino acids. The record is from RefSeq and is a predicted model, not a curated record. The transcript is spliced from 5 exons.